This is a messenger RNA of Saprolegnia diclina VS20, 669 nucleotides long. RefSeq lists its product as hypothetical. The transcript has a single exon. NCBI's taxonomy places the organism in Eukaryota, Oomycota, Saprolegniomycetes, Saprolegniales, Saprolegniaceae. Bases 133 to 588 code for a protein of 151 amino acids. The record is from RefSeq and is a predicted model, not a curated record.
CCUGUUUUAUAUCGGUCGUGGACUUCGACGGCGACCGCGAUCCAUACAAAUACGUAGUCGGCCAAGGGCAAAUUGGGAAAAACUUCGUCGAAGUUCAAACUCUCGCCAAGUGGCGCGCCAGGUGGUGCGCGGAUGCGAGAUUGGCGAAGCGGUGGGUCCAGUGCAUUCUUCCUUUUACUCCGCCUGCGCAAAAUGCACUCGUCGCCGCCGAUGAUCGUCUUCCUUCUCCUGGUCGCCCACCUCGUCUGCGCGCGCGAGAGCAACCACAGCGCGUCCUCCUUGAACGCGUCGAGUUUGCACUUGACCGAGUCGGCGUCGUGCCUCGCCAUUGACGCCGCGAUGGCACCCGUGUGCGGCGACCGCGCGCGCCAGUGGGAACACAAGUGUGAGAAGCAGUGCGUCCACGCGGUCGAGCAGCUUUUGCGCGCCAACGAUGUCGACAACAUGUGCCUUGUCGAGUGGAAGGUCGUGCGCCACCUGCAAAACACCCAGUGCACCGAGAGUCUCUUUGGCCUGCGCUCGAUGAGCGUCACGACGAUCGCAUCGGCCUUCCUCAGCGUCUUUCUCCUCUUCUCGUGCACGAGCUAAGGACGCGGGCGACACCAUUGAUAGGAUAGAAUGAUAUUAUUUUAACGCAGUUAUAGACGCGCCAAUUUUUUUGGCACCCUA